Messenger RNA from Coregonus sp. 'balchen', 3238 nucleotides. The record is from the annotation of a GenBank genome assembly. Lineage: Eukaryota; Metazoa; Chordata; Actinopteri; Salmoniformes; Salmonidae.
AUGAAAGUAAGUAGCUGGUCAUUUCAAGUGUUGUUUUUCUAGUAACAAACCAAGAUUGUUGUUAGCAGCAUUAAAAGUGACUACCUAGCCAGCAGAUCCGACCCAUUUUGCUUACAGCUGCACUAGGGUCGGACAGGCUCCUGUGUAGAAUUAGACACAGAGGAGCCUGUGCGAGAUAUGGCUCGGAAAACGUACUUCCAUCCAGGGAUGAGAAAUCAUUGCCCCCCCCCCCUCCAAAAUUGUCCCAUUACCUCAACUGUUAUACCAAGAAGUUUGAACGACUGCUAGUUUUCAAAUAAACUGCUUUUUUCGACCUCAAGCUAGCUAGCAGUAGCCACAGCAGCCAUUAUGGAAUGGCACGUCGCGUUGAACAACAAAGGAGCUGAUUGGCUGACACUGCGAUUCCAAAAUGGUUGCUGUGGCUUCUGCUACCUAGCACGAGGACGAAAAGGGCAGUUUUUCCGGAAAACUAGCAGUCGCUCAAUCUCAGUGUAACAGUUGGGAUAAUGGGACAAUUCGGAGUACAACACAUUUCUCAUUCCUGGAUUGAGGUACGUUUUCCAAGCUAUAUCUCGCGCCGGCUCUGCGGUGUCUUAAGGCUUCCGCAUGGUUCGGGUUGGCGAACUGAACGAGUGUGCUUGCAUACUCACUUAAGACCUUGCUUGAAAAUAAUACUGUUUGUCCAUCUUCAGACACUGUAGCCAGUAUACACUUCCUCAAAAUACUCAGAAUUGUUACGUUAAGAAAUCUGUCAUUAAUUUUGACGUUUUUGCAGAGGAGAUCUUAGCCGUGCAAUUUUACAUCUAAGAUGUUUGGUGCAGUAUUUCUCAAUGAAAAAAUGUGCAUGAAAACGAGUCAUCUAUCAUUGAACGACGACAAACACUUGAUUGAAGAAUCCCUACUGUUGACCAAUGACCGACGAAGGGGCGUAGACUUCGGCUCCGAACUAUGUCUUGCCUCGAGAAUUUAUUUUGUGAACGGACAGCCCCCAAAAAACCUUUCCGAAGACCAAAACAAACAAAAAUGUCACAAUGUUGUCAUAAUAUAUGCACGAACUGUUCCGACCUGUUUCGGAUGGGAAGCAUGCAGACGCCUUUACUCUACACAGGAAGCAUGUCCAACCCUAGUUCAUCUGUAAGCAAGCGGGUCGGAUCUGACUACCCAGCUUACCGUCUGCUGCUUUCUCACUAUUAGAUGAAGAUCUCAUCAAAUAUGGAUGGCCUGAAGACAUUUGGUGAGAAACUCAUAUCUAUCUAACUGUACGCUCUGGAUAAGAGCGUCUGCUAAAUGACUGAAAUGUAAUGUAAAUGUAUCUCUUGUAACUGAAACCAUGAGAUACAUUAUUGGGAUUUGACCAUUUGAUGAGUCUGACUGUGGUCGUAUGUAUACAUUACUCUAUGUAGUGUUGAAAAAUGUCCACCAGGUGGCCCUAGAGCUAGGCUAAUGGUGCAGUAGUCCUAUAUCAUCUAAUAGUGCUGUGGUAAUAUGCAUGUCAUUGAUUCUUUAAGUAUGGAUGUAUUAUUGCUGUUAUAAUAAUAAUUUCACUAUUUCCACAGGUUUCAUGUGGAUAAACUCUCUUCUGCCCAUGUGUACCUUAGAAUGCCUAAGGGACUGACAAUUGAGGAUAUUCCCAAGGAAGUCUUGAUUGACUGUGCACAGCUUGUGAAAAACAACAGCAUCCAAGGUAAUACAUUGAGUGGCCCGGUGAGUUUGAUAAGAAUAAUAGAAUAGUAAUGUACAAUCUCACAAACAUCUCCAGGAAACGUUGUGAUAUCCGUUUAUCUCAGGUUGUAAAAUGAACAACAUCAAUGUUGUCUACACACCAUGGGCCAACCUAAAAACAGGGGACAUGGAUGUAGGCCAAAUAGGUUUCCAUCGACACAAGGUGGUCAGUGACUUCUCUCUUCUGGCAAAAUGCGUCUGUGUAACUUUCAGAUCUGUUAGGCUAGUUUUAUAGGUCUCAGCUUUCAUUGUUAAUAUGUUUAGUUUCUAUUGGUUUUCUAUUUUGGUAAUUUCUAUGAAAUGAUCAUUUUGACUUUGGCUACUGUUUUGUAGGUGGAAAUUGUGGCAGUAGAGAAGAAAGUGAAUGAGAUUGUGAACAGGUUGGAGACAAAAGAGGAGCGAUACCCUAAUCUAGCAGCAGAGAAAGAGUCUCGAGAUGGGGAGGAGAGAAACGAGAAGAAGGCCCAGAUACAAGAUCUGAAAAAUAAGGAGAAUGAUGACAUAAAAAAGAAAAGAGAGCUGGAUGAGCUCAAGUAAGUUCUCUUAUCUCUAUCCUAUACUACUCUAUCCAACCCUAGCUACUUCAUCUCUCUUCGACUGUCAUCCCAAAACACUGAAUAGUCACUUAUGUGAAUGAUAAACUCACGCAGUAAUUGUCCCUUAACAGGAGUUAUUCUUCGCUGAUGAUGAGUGACAAUAUGACAACAAAUGAGGUGAGUUGAUUAACAUAAUCUAAACGGAUGUGUAGUCUGCUUCUUUCAGAAAUAGACUGUCCUAUUAAUUGUUUAUAUGACAGUGUGUUGUAAUAUGACCAUAUAAUUAUACAUUUCAGACAUAAUGAAUCUUUUUCAGGAUGGAAAUGAUUCUGAUGACUUCAUGUAAAAGGACAAUAUGGGACAUCGGACAUACGCCACCACCUGCAAGUAAACAUUGUUGGGUUGGCCCUGCACUGGUAUACCAGACAGUGCUUUGACAUUGGAUAUAGAUCGAUAAACUUGCUACUGUAUUUUUGGAACAGUACUCGUGCCAAUUUUACAAAAUUUCAGGACUAUCUCUGAACAGCUUGGUUUCGCUACGCUUCUUGAAUUUCAAAGGAUAACAUUCCAACAGCGUUGAUCUCUUGUGUACUGUACGUCCUCUGCUUGACUGACAAGAGGGUAACAAGAACCCCUGAUUCCUCAGACAACUGCUGUCAAUGAUUUAGUCUUGGGACAGCUAUUCCUUACAUGCUCUAUGAUCUAAUUCAGUAUUGUUGCAUGUUGACCUAAUGAUAUGGAUGAAUAUAUGAUCUCCUGACCAGUAUGUCUAGCUAUGGGUGAAAUGAAAUGAGUAUGUACAUUUUAUUGUUAUAAUUUACCUGGCCAAUGCUGCAGACCUUGUCCUGGCCAGAGACUGGAGCAUGUGAAUUGUGUCCUUGUGAAGCCAUGCAUAAGAAGGUUUGUCAUGGAUGUUGCUUGGAAAUAAUUGAAAGAUAGCUGACGUUAUGAAUAAAAAUCCCCUUGUUUAUCAACGCAAA